Molecule: messenger RNA, 333 nt
Organism: Microsporum canis CBS 113480
Lineage: Eukaryota; Fungi; Ascomycota; Eurotiomycetes; Onygenales; Arthrodermataceae
Exons: 1
Coding region: 1-333 (110 amino acids)
Source: RefSeq, a predicted model, not a curated record
AUGGCUUCACUUGGAAUUUCUAAAUACUUCCAUCCUGAUACUGGUCGACUGCGAGAUGAUAUCUUAAGCCCCACCCAGACCGCAUUAGAUAGCAUGUGCGAGUAUGAGGUACACGGCAACGCCCCUUGGUAUAGGUCAAUCCAAAGAAUUUCAGACAAACUUAUUCUGAAAGCCCAAAAAUGGCUUGACAAAGAAGACGAGGACGAGAAUAAGAGACGACCACAGGAGACGCCAAUCCUAUGCGACGGAGAGAGCAACAUAGCAGUCCGACGGAUUUUACUAGAGCGACGGGAAGGGGAUGCUUAUGGAGAUGGCGAAGAUGACCUGUAUUAA